CACAUUACUUAAGCGGUUCUGAUGUAACUGUGUAUCAUUUUACAUUGCUUCUGACACGUUGUGCAGAUGUGAAAUCGUGCUUCAGCAAAUUCUGAAAUAAAAACUUACUAUUUUCUUUCAAGUUCAGAUAUAAUUUGCAGAAUUGUUUUGCCAUGCAUACUUUACAUAAUAUUAAAAUAACUUGUAACGAGUCACUGUCUUCUGCCCCAAUUCUUAUUAUAGCCGAGUUAACUAAAGGAACUCUUAAUAUCGAAUGGGGCCAAGCAACAGGACUAGAAAUCAUUUCGAAACAAGGACAGCCGAUAAGUUUCUCGUCUGUUUAUUCAAUAUGUAGAUUUCUUGCGAGAACUACUUCUGAUUCUUUGUAUGGAUCUACAAUAUUGGAGAAGACUGAAGUAGAUCACUGGUUAGAGUUCUGCAGUAGAAAGUACACUGUUCCAGAAUUCAAAGAAUGCUUACAGCGUCUUGAUAGAAUACUUUCUUCUGUGACUUAUCUUGUUGGUGAUUCCAUCACAUUGGCAGAUAUAUGUGUGUGGGUUAUGCUGUAUGGAAAUAAGCAAUUUCUCAGCAUGUUACAUGAAAAUAAAGCACCUGUAAAUUUAAAGCGCUGGUACACUUUCCUUUCCAGUCAAAAACCUUUUAAAGUUGCAUCAGAAAGAUUUCCCCAAGUUCCAGAAAAUAAUAAAUGUGAAAGAAAUGAAACUGGCCCCAAAGAUAAAGUGAGAACUGAAGAUAAAGGUAAAUUUGUAGAUCUCCCUGGAGCUGAAAUAGGUAAAGUAGUUGUUAGAUUCCCACCAGAAGCUAGUGGGUACCUACAUAUCGGCCAUGCAAAAGCUGCACUUUUGAAUGCUCAUUAUCAGACUAGCUUCCAAGGUAAAUUUAUUAUGCGUUUUGAUGACACUAAUCCUGAAAAGGAGAAAGAAGAUUUUGAAAAAGUUAUUCUUGAAGAUGUAUCUAUGCUUCAGAUCAUACCAGAUAUUUUCACAUAUACUUCGGAUCAUUUUGAUUAUAUUCUUGAAAAAUGUGAAGAACUUCUUAAAUGUGAUCUUGCUUAUGUAGAUGACACAGAUCCUGAAGUGAUGAAAAAUGAACGUGAGCAAAGACAAGAAUCAAAAAAUCGAAAUAACAAUUUUGAAAAGAAUUGGUCGAUGUGGGAAGAAAUGAAAAAGGGUUCAGAGUAUGGAAAACAUUGCUGUGUUCGAGCUAAAAUUGAUAUGAAUUCUGAUAAUGGAUGUUUAAGAGACCCAACAUUAUACCGUUGCAAAGCAAUGAUUCAUCCACGUACUGGAAAUAAAUACAAAGUUUAUCCUACUUAUGAUUUUGCUUGUCCUGUUGUAGAUAGUAUAGAAGGUGUAACUCAUGCUUUAAGAACAACAGAAUAUCAUGAUAGGGAUGAUCAGUAUUUCUGGGUACUAGAUGCUUUGAAAUUAAGGAAGCCAUAUAUUUAUGAGUAUUCAAGAUUAAAUAUGACUAAUACUGUUCUUUCUAAAAGAAAAUUGACAUGGUUUGUGGAGCAGGGUAUUGUUGAUGAAUGGGAUGAUCCAAGAAUGCCAACAGUAAGAGGAGUUUUGAGAAGAGGGAUGACUGUAGAAGGUUUAAAACAGUUCAUUAUCGCCCAAGGAUCAUCUCGAUCAGUAGUGGUUAUGGAAUGGGAUAAAAUUUGGGCAUUUAAUAAGAAAGUUAUUGAUCCAGUAUCACCACGUUAUAAUGCAAUCGAGAAAGACAGCUAUGUACCUGUACAUGUUGAAGGUGCUACGAAACAGGUUCUUCAAGUUGCCAAGCAUCCUAAAAAUCCAGAACUUGGCACAAAAGAUAUUUAUAUUGGUCCUAAAUUACUUGUAGAUAGUGAAGAUGCUGAAUGUAUGAAAACAGGUGACAAUGUAACAUUUAUAAAUUGGGGAAAUCUUCUAAUUAUGGAUGUUAAAAAGAAACCUGAUGGGCAGAUUGAAUUAAUUAAAGCUAAAUUAAAUUUAGAAAAUAAAGAUUACAAGAAGACCUUAAAAGUUACGUGGGUUGUAGAUUCAGAAGAAACUCCUUUAAUUCCUUGUGUAUGUAUAUAUUAUGACCACCUGAUAUCAAAGCCAGUAUUGGGAAAGGAUGAAGAUUUCAAAAACUUUAUGAAUAAAAAUACUAAAAUUGUUGUUCAUAUGCUUGGUGAUCCUCAGCUCGCUUGCCUUAAAAAGGGAGACAUAAUACAAAUUCAGCGAAAAGGUUUCUUUAUAUGUGAUGAACCAUAUGAUGUUACAACUCUUAGGUAUACUAGUCGUGAAGGUCCUUUAGUUCUCUUUUCAAUACCUGAUGGAUCAAAAGAUACAAGUUCUUUACCAAAUGCUGUGAGAAAACUUCGAGAAAAAGUCGAGAGUGAGAAAGAAAAACUGAAUACUCUGAAAAGAAAAGCAGCAGAAAAGUCUCCUCAAGAAGAGAAAAAAAAUAUUUCUGUGUCUCAAGGUGACAUUAGUAUUACUGUAGAUGAUACUGGUAAUAAUGAGGUUGAUUUUGCUACAAGUAGUAUUUCGGUUGUCUUGGACUCUAAAAUUAGAGAACAAGGGGAUAAAAUUCGAAAAUUAAAAUCUGAGAAGGCUGAGAAGAGUGUUAUUGAUACUAAUGUUCAGUUGCUCCUAAAACUGAAGAAUGAAUAUAAAAACUGCACUGGACAAGAGUGGAAACCAGAUGUGAAAUUGAGUGAGACUACAGAAAAACAAGCUAAAACUCCGAAACGAACAAAGCAGAAAAGCAAUAAGGAAAUUGAUUCAACUAAUUUGAAAGUUGCUCUAGAGCUUGAUAAAAAAAUCAGAUCUCAAGGUGAUAUAGUAAGAAAGCUUAAGUCUGAAAAAGUCGAUAAAGAUGUCAUAGAUACAAAUGUCCAAGAGCUUUUAAAAUUGAAAGGAGAAUUUAAACUUUAUAUUGGUGUAGAUUGGAAACCCGAUUUAAAGCUAGAAGGAAGUAAUGCAGAACUCGGCAAUGAUGCCAAGGAUACAAAUGUUGCAGAAGUAAAAAAUAAUAAUGUCAUUGCGAUUGAAGAUGCUCAUGUUCAAGAACUUGAUAAAAAAAUUCGAGAGCAAGGUGAUGUUGUAAGAAAAUUGAAAUCAGAAAAGGCAGAGAAAAGUCUUAUUGAUGCUAAUAUUCAAAUAUUAUUGAAAUUAAAAGAAGAAUACAAAAAUUCUUGUGGUAAGGAUUGGAAGCCAGACAGCAAACCAAAUGAAAAUCCAAGCAAAAUAGCCAAGAAUGCUAAAUCGCACAAUGAGAAGCAGAAAAAGCAACAGCCUUUGAAAGAGAUUGAAAGUACGAAGAAUAAAGAGCCUAAUAAUGAAUCUGUAGAAUCUAAUGUUAAAAAAAUUACAAGACUUGGACUUGAAGUUAAGAAAGAAGAAAAUUUAGCAGAUUGGUAUUCCCAAGUAUUAACGAAAGCUGAAAUGAUAGAAUACUAUGAUGUUAGUGGCUGUUAUAUUUUGAGACCUUGGGCAUAUAGCAUUUGGGAAGCUAUUCAAAAGUUUUUUGAUUCAGCUAUUAAAUCCUUAGGUGUUACCAACUGUUAUUUUCCUAUGUUUGUUUCAUCUACUGCAUUAGAGAAAGAAAAGACUCACAUUGCUGAUUUUGCCCCAGAAGUUGCUUGGGUAACGAAAUCUGGAUCAUCAGAGCUUGAAAAACCCAUUGCCAUUCGACCUACCAGUGAAACAGUAAUGUAUCCAUCAUAUGCUAAAUGGAUCCGAUCUCAUAGAGAUCUUCCUUUGCGACUGAAUCAGUGGUGCAGUGUAGUAAGGUGGGAAUUUAGAAAUCCGCAGCCUUUUAUUCGAACAAGAGAAUUUCUUUGGCAAGAAGGCCACACUGCUUUUGCUACAAAGGAAGAGGCAGAAAAUGAAGUUUUUACAAUUUUAGAUUUAUACGGACAGGUUUAUGAAAACUUACUAGCAAUACCAGUUAUUCGUGGUAAAAAAACUGAAAAAGAGAAAUUUGCUGGUGCUGAUUUCACUACCACUACGGAAGCAUAUGUUGCAGCUAAUGGUCGAGGAAUACAAGGAGCAACAUCUCAUCAUUUAGGCCAGAAUUUUUCUAAAAUGUUUGAAAUAAUUUUUGAAGAUCCUGAAACUAAUGAAAAGCAAUAUGUGUACCAAAAUUCUUGGGGAUUGAGUACUCGUACGAUUGGAGCUAUGGUUAUGAUUCAUGGUGAUAACACUGGACUUGUCCUCCCUCCUCGUAUUGCAGCUUAUCAAGUUGUAAUCGUACCAUGUGGUAUAACUGUAUCGCUGAAAGAAUCAGAAAAAGAUGCUCUUUUAGUCAAAUGUAGUGAAUUUGAAUCUGUUUUGCAGAGUGCUGGCAUAUCUGUUAAGGGAGAUUAUCGAGAUAAUUACUCCCCAGGGUGGAAGUUCAAUUACUGGGAGUUAAAAGGUGUUCCAAUUAGAAUUGAACUUGGUCCGAAAGACAUGAAAAGAAAUCAGUUUGUUGCAGCAAGACGAGAUACCAGUGAAAAAAUUACCAUGGGUAUUGAUAGUGCACCAAAUUCCAUUCUUGAACUUUUAGACAAUAUUCAUGAUAAUAUGUAUGAUAGAGCUAAGAAAAGUUUAGACGAUCAUCUUUGUGUGUCAUAUAAUUGGACUCAUUUUUGUGAAAAACUGGACAAGCGCUUUAUAAUAAUGGCUCCUUUUUGUGGUGAUAUACCUUGUGAAGAAAAAAUAAAGAAAGAAAGUGCUAAAACAACUGAUGAAUUAGUAGAUCCUGGAGCACCAUCAAUGGGUGCAAAAAGUCUGUGUAUUCCUUUCCAGCAACCUGCUGAAAUAAUGCCAAAUACAAAGUGCAUCAAUCCCAACUGUACCAAUAGGCCAAAAUAUUUUACGCUGUUCGGAAGAAGUUACUAGCCGUGCUUGCUUAUUAUAGAACUUCUGCAUGCCAUCUUACGAGAUUUAAACUGACGAUCUAUAAUCCGGAAUCUCCCGACGUGUCCGGAUUAACGACUUUUGACUGUAAUUGGCAAGAUGAGCAAACUGAGUGUCCGUAUCAGGAAAAGUGAGAAGCUACAUACACAGAUAGAGCAUUAGUGCGACUCUCCAAAAAUGAGCAUUAUCUCUGUGGUGUCUUGCAGGAAAGUUCAUGGCCAAUUUUUCUUUGAAUAAGAAACUGUGACCGGCAACUCAUUUUUAGACAUGUUGGAAACCUGGUUGUUACCUCAGCUGAACACUAAUCAUGAUGAUUACUUUUUUUAACUGAAUGGUGCUCCUUAUUUUCACAGGAAUGUACGAGAGCUUAAUCGUGUGCUUCACCAAUGCUGGAUUGGACAUACUGCAACAACAGACAAAAGACUUCUUCCCUGGCCACCCAAUUUGCCAGAUUUAACAUAAUGCUAUUUCUUUCUUUGGGGCUUCAUUAAGGACUGAUUUUAAGUACCACCAAUGGCCACGUCCCUGGAGAAAGUUUGCGAUUGGAUAAAGCAUAUACUGCAGAACAUCAUGGUGGACAUACUACACUCAGUAUGGAAAGGAUUCAAUUACGGUUUAGAUGUGUGAUCAAGGGUGCAUAUAUUGAAGGAUUGUGAUUAAUGCAUCGGAAACUUUGGACAACUGCCACUGCUUAUGCUGUAAGGUUUGCCCAUAUAAAGUAAUACAUCAAUUUAUUAUCAGUUUUUAAAACUGUACUAUUCAUUUAUAAACACCCUGUAUAUUGUGUGUUUAUAUAUACUCGGUAUACAUAAGAAUGCUUAAUAAUGUAUUCUCAAACUGUUUUUUUUUUUUUUUUAACUUAUAAUAAAUGAAAGUAAAUCUUUUCCAUUAAGAUGCAUUUAAAUGCACUGUCAAUUUUAUCAAAUAAAAUUUCAUAGAGUGCCAUUUUUAAUUAGAA
Messenger RNA from Stegodyphus dumicola, 5829 nucleotides. It is a transcript of the gene GluProRS, whose product is annotated as Glutamyl-prolyl-tRNA synthetase. Lineage: Eukaryota; Metazoa; Arthropoda; Arachnida; Araneae; Eresidae. Gene Ontology annotation, cellular component: cytoplasm; aminoacyl-tRNA synthetase multienzyme complex. Gene Ontology annotation, biological process: glutamyl-tRNA aminoacylation; translation; prolyl-tRNA aminoacylation. Gene Ontology annotation, molecular function: glutamate-tRNA ligase activity; ATP binding; proline-tRNA ligase activity. The record is from RefSeq and is a predicted model, not a curated record.